AUGUCUGGAAAAUAUAGUUCACAUGUGACAUCCACCGAAGUGUCAGACAAACAAGAUGAUGCAGAUAUUGAAGUUUUUGAAUCAGAAUAUCGCACAUACAGGGAAGCUGAGGCAGCUGAAAAUAGAGAGGAAAUUCAAAAUGAUGACAACCAAGAUUGGAAGGUUCCUAGUAAGCUGAAUCUUGAGUUAACCAAUAGUAAAGUGUCUGAGGUUUUCUACGACUCUAUCCCAGCGUAUGAAGAAAAUACAGUAACUUUAAAGGAUUACUAUGAUCACACUAUCAAAGAUAACUUAACCUUAAAAUCGGCAGGUAGCUAUUUGUAUUCCCUUUUUCCAAUUAUCAAAUGGCUUCCUCACUAUAACUUUACGUGGGGUUAUGCAGAUUUGGUGGCAGGAAUUACCGUUGGGUGUGUGCUUGUACCUCAGUCAAUGUCUUAUGCACAAAUUGCGAGCCUGUCACCUGAAUACGGUUUAUAUUCCUCCUUCAUUGGUGCUUUUAUCUACUCUCUGUUUGCCACAUCUAAGGAUGUUUGUAUUGGUCCGGUUGCAGUUAUGUCACUUCAAACAGCUAAAGUCAUUGCUGAAGUUUUGAAAAAAUAUCCAGAGGACCAAGUGGAAGUUACUGGCCCUAUUAUUGCGACUACCCUGUGCUUGCUUUGUGGACUUGUCGCAACUGGGUUAGGUGUACUAAGAUUAGGGUUUUUGGUAGAGCUUAUUUCUUUGAAUGCGGUUGCUGGAUUCAUGACAGGUUCAGCUUUCAGUAUUAUUUGGGGCCAAAUUCCUGCUCUUAUGGGCUACAACAAGUUAGUAAACACUAGAGAGGCGACUUACAAGGUUGUGAUAAACACUUUGAAACAUCUCCCAAACACAAAGUUGGAUGCAGUUUUUGGUUUGAUUCCAUUAGUAAUUCUUUACUUGUGGAAAUGGUGGUGUGGGUCGUUUGGUAUAAAAUUAGUGGACAGACAUUAUAGUAAUCAGCCAAAAACAGCGAAUAGAAUAAAAUCCUUUUAUUUCUACGCACAGGCUAUGAGAAAUGCAGUUGUUAUAAUUGUUUUCACUGCAAUAUCGUUUCGCAUAACUAGAAACAAAUCAAAAGAGAAGCGUCCAAUUAGUAUUUUAGGUACUGUUCCCUCUGGUUUAAAUGAGGUUGGAGUUAUGAAGAUCCCUGAUGGUUUGCUAUCUAACAUGAGCUCAGAGCUGCCAGCUUCAAUCAUCGUUUUAGUAUUAGAACAUAUUGCUAUUUCAAAGUCCUUCGGAAGAAUAAAUGACUACAAGGUUAUUCCUGAUCAAGAACUAAUCGCAAUUGGUGUAACUAACUUGAUAGGAACAUUUUUCCACUCAUACCCAGCGACAGGUUCAUUUUCCAGAUCUGCUUUAAAAGCCAAAUGUAAUGUACGUACUCCGUUUUCUGGAGUGUUCACUGGUGCCUGUGUCUUAUUAGCACUUUAUUGUUUAACUAGCGCUUUCUUUUAUAUUCCCAAAGCAACCUUAUCUGCGGUUAUUAUCCAUGCUGUUUCUGAUUUAUUGGCCUCUUAUGAAACCACAUGGAAUUUUUGGAAGAUGAAUCCCUUAGAUUGUAUCUCAUUUAUUGUUACAGUUUUGAUUACAGUUUUUUCAUCCAUUGAGAAUGGUAUCUAUUUCGCGAUGUGCUGGUCAUGUGCAAUGUUGUUAUUGAAGCAAGCGUUCCCUGCAGGAAAGUUCCUAGGCCGUGUUGAAGUAGCGGAAGUAUUAAAUCCUACAAUUCAAGGCCACAUCGAUUCUAUAGUGUCCCCUAAUGAAUCCCCCAAUGAAUUCAGCAAACAAGUCAAAUCUUCGGUUGAUGCUUUACCAAGUUCAGAGUAUAAGUUUAGCGUAAAAUGGGUCCCAUUUGAUCAUGCGUACACACGAGAGCUGAAUAGUUAUACCAGAGUUCGUCCUCCACCACCAGGUGUGAUAGUUUAUCGUUUUAGUGAUAGUUUCACGUACGUGAACUGUUCAAGACAUUAUGAUGUUAUAUUUGAUCGUAUAAAAGAAGAAACGAGACGAGGGCAACUUGUUAGCUUAAGGAAAAAGUCUGAUCGACCAUGGAAUGACCCCGGUGAAUGGAAAUUACCAAAUUCGUUCAAGAAUAUCUUUAGGGUAAAACGAGGUUUAGCAACAAAAAAUAGUGAGCUUCCAGCAGUUAAUGAUAAUACGAAUUCAGAAUCAUAUGAAAAGCCGCUGUUAAAAGUUGUUUGCCUGGAUUUUUCCCAAGUUGCUCAAGUAGAUUCUACUGCUGUGCAAAGUCUUGUCGAUCUAAGGAAAGCGGUCAAUAAAUACGCCGAUAGACAAGUUGAAUUUCAUUUUGCCGGAAUUAUAUCACCAUGGAUUAAAAGGAGUUUACUAAGUGUUAAAUUUGGAACUAUAAAUGAAGAGUUCAGUGAUACUUCUAUCAUUACCGGCCAUUCUAGUUUUCAUAUUGCCAAGGUCUUGAAAGAUGAAGUUGAUUAUACAGAUGAAGAUAGCCCUAUUAGCGUAACUUGCAGUAACUACGACACUCUGUGCGCUGCAACUGGUACAAACUUGCCCUUUUUCCACAUCGAUAUACCCGAUUUUUCCAAAUGGGAUGUUUAG
Saccharomyces mikatae IFO 1815 is the source of this 2592-nucleotide messenger RNA. RefSeq names its product sulfate permease (gene SUL1). Gene Ontology annotation, cellular component: membrane. The record is from RefSeq and is a predicted model, not a curated record. The transcript has a single exon. Gene Ontology annotation, molecular function: secondary active sulfate transmembrane transporter activity. Lineage: Eukaryota; Fungi; Ascomycota; Saccharomycetes; Saccharomycetales; Saccharomycetaceae. Gene Ontology annotation, biological process: transmembrane transport. The coding region runs from base 1 to 2592 and encodes 863 amino acids.